CAAGUGCUGGUUCCUUUAAACACAAGUGCUCGUUCCUUUAACAUUGGAUGUAGUGUAGUAAGGCACCAAAAGCUAGUCUGUGAGGGGGACUUCACUUCACCGAGACACCAUCUGCGUCUUUCCCCAGAAUCGCUCCGGACGGCACUUGAUGUCCAUUUGAUUCUUAGAAACGAAAUUUCAGAUUGCUUUAUCGGUUAAUGCAUGAUCUAGAUUUCGAGAGAAUGAAUUAACCGUUUGGAUGAAUUGCGUUCCGUAUCCUCCCUGAAGCUCAAGCUGAAGCUGUACAAAAGCAUUUUCAACUACGGCCGGUCGGCCGCAGGAGCAAUGGGAAAGACAGAAAUACCCAUUUUUUUUCUUGACAAUAACCUGAAUUAGAUAGGCUGAAAGAAAUUCAAGCUACUUGUCAAUUUCAAGACAAGAAAGUACUCGAAGGAAACGACAAUUGUUCAGCUUUGGAGAAAUUGGACCAAUCAUUUUCUUCAAAGGAAAGUAGAGGAUAAUUUCCAACUGUUUGGAUGCGGAUAUAAGAGAACGAAUCAAUGCCCCAUAUAACUGGUACCGCAAGGAUAUACGAAAAAAGGAACCGAUUUUUAAAUGGUCCCUGAGUGAGUAGCCUGGUCGAUACGCGCAUAUAGCAAGUUAUUUCUCCCUAAACCAGCGUGCAAGAGGCAUUGCAAUAGAAAACUCGGGAUUGCAUUGUACAAACGGCUGCCGUUUUUUCUUUCCCGAUAAAGCCGACUGAGGCUACACCUGUUCCAUAAGGAGAAAUUAUACAACAACAAAAAAACAGCAAAAACGUCGAUUGAUGUUAAAGAGCCAGCGUGUCCGCAGCAGUGUGACCCAGCAUCCUGCAGAGUGGUGAGGGUGCUGUUUGGGAUGCGGAGAGCCGUAUAGGAGCUGAGUGGGCACCUCACCUCAACGCCGUCUGCUUCCUGUGCCGCUUCAAGAUGGAUUAGAGACAAACGCCUCUGGAGAUCGAAGGUGGCUGUGACAGGGGGACCCCCGGGGCAGGACCCAUGAGGAGUCAUAGAAGAUGCUCGCAGCCUGGGCGCCUCUGCUCCUCUUAGCCAUGUGGGUGAGAUGUACCUCCGCUGGGCCGCUCUCCUUCAGAAUAGCCGCCAUACUUGACGACCCAAUGGAGUGCAGCCGGGGAGAGAGAUUGGCCAUCACUCUGGCGAAGGACAGCAUCAACCGGUCCAGUAACCGUUCCACAACAGGCAAGCUGGAGGUGGACAUCUUUGAGCUGCUGAGAGACAGUGAAUAUGAGAUGGGAGAGACCAUGUGCCAGAUCCUGUCCAAAGGAGUGGUGGGAGUCCUGGGUCCCUCCGCCAGCCCUGCUUCCAAUUCCAUCAUCAGCAAUAUCUGUGGAGAGAAAGAGGUGCCCUAUGUGAAAGUGGCCCCUGAGGACAUUCUGAAGGUUCAGUUCCCCCGCUUCACCACCCUGGACCUGCGCCCCACCAACACAGACAUCAGCCUGGCCGUGGCUGGCCUGCUCACCUUUUUCAACAGCACCACAGCCUGCCUCAUCUGUGCCCAGGCCGACUGCUUAUUAAAUCUGGAGAGACUGCUACGCCAGUUCCUCAUCUCCAAGGAGACACUAUCGGUUCGCAUGCUGGAUGACAGCCAGGAUCCCACACCCCUUCUCAAGGAGAUCCGCGAUGAUAAGACUGCCACAAUCAUUGUGGAUGCUAACGCAACAAUGUCCCACAUAAUUUUGGAAAGGGCAUCGGAGCUGGGCAUGCUGUCCGUCUACUACACCUACAUCUUCACCUCGCUGGAAUUCUCUCUGCUGCGAUUGGACGACGUGCCCAGUGAGCGGGUGAACAUUCUGGGCUUUUCCGUCUUCAACCGAACACAUCCAUUUUUCCAGGAUUUCCUCCUCAGCCUCAACCGUUCCUGGCAGGAAAACUGUGACCACGCCCCCUUCGCCGGCACACCGCUCUCGUCGGCGCUGCUGUUUGACGCAGUGCACGCGGUGGUGGCGGCGGUCCAGGAGCUCAACCGUAGCCAGAACGUGGGCGCCACGCAGCUCUCCUGCAAGUCCUCCAAGAUCUGGGAGCAUGGCACCAGCCUCAUGAACUACCUGAGGAUGGUAGAAUUGGAAGGACUAACGGGCCACAUUGAAUUCAACAGCAAAGGCCAGCGGUCCAACUACGCCCUACGGAUCAUGCAGAACAGUAGAGACGGCCUAAGGCAGAUUGGCCAGUGGCACUCAGAGCAGGGCCUGUCCAUGGAGAGGAAGCUUCCAUCAAUCAACGUGACCGACACUCUCUUCAACACCACCCUCACUAUCACCACUAUUCUGGAGAACCCUUAUGUGAUGCUACGACCGAACCACCAGGAGAUGGAAGGGAACGAGCGCUACGAGGGCUUCUGUGUGGACAUGCUGAAGGAGCUGGCGGACAUCUUGAAGUUCAAGUACUGUAUCAAUCUGGUGGGGGACGGGGUGUACGGGGUAUCGGGGACCAACGGUACCUGGACGGGCAUGGUGGGAGAGCUCAUCUCAAGGAAAGCGGACCUUGCCGUAGCGGGGCUCACCAUCACCGCAGAGAGGGAGAAGGUUAUCGAUUUCUCCAAGCCUUUUAUGACUCUGGGAAUCAGCAUCAUGUACCGUGUGCACUUGGGGCGCAGACCUGGCUACUUCUCCUUCCUAGACCCUUUCUCUCCCGGGGUGUGGCUCUUCAUGCUGCUAGCCUACCUGGCAGUCAGCUGUGUGCUCUUUCUGGUAGCCAGACUCACCCCCUACGAGUGGUACAAUCCCCACCCCUGCCUGAAGGGGCGCUGUAACCUCCUCAUCAACCAAUACUCGCUAGGCAACAGUUUCUGGUUCCCCGUGGGGGGGUUCAUGCAGCAGGGGUCCACCAUCGCCCCCCGCGCCCUCUCCACGCGCUGCGUCAGUGGAGUAUGGUGGGCGUUCACCCUGAUCAUCAUCUCGUCCUACACGGCCAACCUGGCCGCCUUCCUCACUGUCCAGAGGAUGGAGGUGCCCAUUGAGUCAGUGGACGACCUGGCUGACCAGACAGCCAUCGAGUACGGCACCAUGCACGGGGGCUCCACCAUGACCUUCUUCCAGAACUCACGCUACCAGACGUACCAGCGCAUGUGGAACUUCAUGCACUCCAAGCAGCCCAGUGUGUUUGUGAAGAGCACGGAGGAGGGCAUCGCCCGCGUGGUCAACUCCAACUACGCCUACCUGCUAGAGAGCACCAUGAACGAGUACUACCGUCAGCGUAACUGUAACCUCACCCAGAUAGGAGGUCUGCUGGACACCAAGGGCUACGGCAUCGGCAUGCCAGUGGGGUCAGUGUACCGGGAUGAGUUUGACCUUGCCAUCCUCAAGCUGCAAGAAGACAACCGUCUAGAGAUCUUGAAGAGGAAAUGGUGGGAUGGUGGCAAGUGUCCAAAGGAGGAGGAUCACCGUGCCAAAGGACUAGGCAUGGAAAACAUAGGCGGUAUCUUCGUGGUGCUGGUGUGCGGUCUCCUGGUGGCUAUCUUUAUGGCGGUGCUGGAGUUUAUGUGGUUUCUGCGGCAGACGCCUGGAACAGAGCUGUCGGUGUGUGAGGAGAUGCUACGGGAGCUCCAGGGGAUCGUCCUGUGCCGGGACAGCCUACAGCUGAGGCGUCGGCGGGGGACGACCAUGCUCCGUCCUCGCCCCCUACCCCUGGAGGAGCGCCGAGCGCGGGCUGCUGCUGUCAGCCUGAGCAAUGGCAAGCUGUGUGGCGCUGCCGCCGGCCUGCCCCUCUCUGAGCCCUUCUCCCACAGACUGGCGCAGGAGGCAGCUCUGGUGGCUCGGGGCUGCAGCCACAUCCGCAUCUGCCCCGAGUGCCGGCGCUUCCAGGGGCUGCGCGGCGUGCGUCCCGGGGGCGGCCCCAGCCACGGAGCCUCGCCCACUCACAGCGAGGAGAGCAUAGAGUGGGAGAAAACGACCAACAGUAGCGAACCCGAAUAACAAGGAAGCACCCCCUUGACCUAGACAACCCCUUUACCUACCUAGACCACCACACACCCACUGUACUACUGUACACAGGGGCAACAGGGAGCAUCAUGGGAAUGUCAUGUGGUACUGUGACAGGAGCUGCUUUGGACCUGGUGCGUUUGAUUUUGGAGGACAGCGGCUGGGGCUUUGGAUGUGGAUAUUUUGAGCACGUCCCCCAUGGAAGGGAUCUUUGAGCUCUGGAAUGAUGUCCUGGGCUUAGAGAUGGAACUGCCGAUGGACAUGUUCAUAGAGACUACCAGAGGAAGUCCGUGAGAGGGGACACGACCUCUCUGUAUGGGCUGUCUGUCUCGAAGGCCCUAUGUCCUGUCUAGGAUGUGAAGGUCACAGGUUAUGGGGCAUUUGUACUAUGCAGUAUUUUCUGUCACUCAUUGUGCUAAUUGUUGAUCUGUUUUUAAAUUAUUUCUCCUUUUGUUGUGUUCUUGAUAUUGAUCAUAUUGUUACCAUUCUAUUGUUCUCUGAGACGAUACGAUGUUUUCUUUUCCCGAGUGUGUACAUUAUUGCCUUUUCAGAGCUACAAACAGAGAACACAUAGAAAAAGACUUCCAAUGCAGCGUCAUUCUUUGAAUACAUUUUUUUUGUGUGAAAGUGCCAAAAAAAAAAAAGCUGAUCUUGAACGACGGGCAUCGCGGCCUUGAGACAACGACGACAAAGAGAACCGAAGAUAAAAACAAACACAAUGACUUGUUUUAUAAUAGUGAUUAUAUUCUAUACAAAAAUAUGUUUGAGAUGUAUUUCUGAAAGACAGCAACGCAUGUCCGCAGGUGUGAUGCUGAUGAUUGGAGGGGAGAAUGAGUUUCCCGUUCAAACAAUUUGCCCAGAGACACAAAGAACCCCAAUGUAAUCAGAAAUAGUCAUCAUUCGUUCCCUUUGCUCAUGUGUGGGACCUGUCUCUUGAUAUUGCCCCCCAGAUCCCGGGUCAUAAACAACACUAGAUACCACAACAUACCACCAUUUUGAGUUUCUUCCCAUUGCCCACUGUGGUAUACAGUCUCAUAUGAAUCCCAUAUACUGUAAGUGAUUGGUAUUGGUUCACUAUUCCCAAUUUGUGCUCUCUAUUCCAUCUGUUCCACACUCUCUCGUCUUCGUGCUGCACUAUUGCCUUGACAUGACCCAGACCCACUCUCUGCGGCGUGCACUAUACACUCAUGCACGCAUGCAGGAAUGCACACACUCACACGUGCACGCACAAAGGCAUGCGCGCACACACACAGACAGUACAUACACAGUACACACAGGCAAUGCAGAUAGUCACACUGCAGAGGUAGUCAUACUGAGAUGGUGGCAUUGGGGAAGAAUUCAACACAUUCCAGAACAAAUUAAAACUGAAAGCUCCCAGUAAAUGUUUCCACCCAAAAUGAAACAUUGUCUUACACUUUCAUAUGUAUGAGGGGUUUGAAGUCAUUUAUGUGACAUUUUUUUCUGGAUCACCAUCUGUUUUGUAAAUUCUGCAAUAUGCAUUUCAAAAAAAUAUGGAGCCAAUUAUUCCCAUUAAUUUAGGGUAGAGGCCUACAGAUUUCCUAUUGCUUACAAAACUUCAUUUUUGGGGUGAGCUGUCCCUCUAACCAUCAACAGAGACCCUCACUGCAAGAUCUGGGUCGUAUUAAUUAAGCACCAAACUGAACAAAAAGGGGUGAAACGGGGAGGGCCUACUUGAACUUGUCCAAUAAGAAACUUAGCAAAAAUAAAAUGGAAGUGUUUUCCCUCACAUGCCCUAAUGAAUACAACCCUAGUAAUGAAACCAAGGCCAGAUUUGAUUUGUGGAGCAAAGCUGUACUUUCUCCAUGUGUUCAUUCAAGUUGAUUUAUUCAAUGUACCAUAUCGCAAAUUCAUCGAUGUAGCAUAUAAUGUUACUCAUUUCCUGGAUGUUUUAUAAGUUGCUGGUGGUGUCCUUGAGAUUUGUUGUUUUGACUGUGCUUUUCUACUAAACUGACUAGAAUGAGAGGGACGACAGUGAACAACUGUGGCCUGUCUGUCAACAUUAGGCUUUGAUGGAUCCGUCUCCAUGACAAUGCCCAAGGGGUGUGCCACUCAUAUAUCAAGAGUGCCUGAAACCAGGCCAUCUUGACAAAGUAUUCAAUUGGAGGCAUCCAGGUAUGUCAGGUUCAUUUGUAUUUGUCACAUCCAAUCUAAAAUCUGGAUGGACUCUUUCAGCAUUUGAAUUCAAUCCACUAUUUAGUUGAUUUCAUUCAUCUCUAAAAUUGCUUUUCAAGGCAUCUAUACAACGCGCCAGUCAAACAUUCCCAUUCCCCAUAGUAUAUGCGUUCUCCUGCCUUAGUGUAGGCGGCUGAAAGACCUAGGUCAUACAUUUUUACAAUGAUGAUAAUGAAACGGCUAAGCAGAUCGCUUAGGUUGGGUCAAUGAGGGUCUGAGACUGGAGAAAGAACUGUUGUCUAUUUUCAUGCCUUCAUCUAUAUCCCUUGAGCCAGCAGGCCACAAAUGCAAAAGAUCUCUUUAGAACAGUGGUAUUCAAACUUUUUCAGCGGGGAAUCCAUUUUUUCCCCCAAGAAUUUCUUGCGACCCAACCUCAAAUCGAAUGACAUAACCUUAAAAUCUGUACAUUUAGAUUUUUACAUCAACAAAUAACCUUCAAUUCGUUGCACUUUCAUCUCUUAUAAAAAAAUGAAAAAUUGAAAAGAAACCAAUAAACACAUUUACUGAAUAAAAUUAUAUUUUCGAAUUAUCUUUCUCAAAAACGUUUCUAUAUUGUUCCAUACAAUAAUCUGUACUCUAAAUUGUUUGUUCCUAAAAAAAAAAUCUAUAUGCUGAUUGAGUGUACAAAACAUUAGGAACACCUACUCUUUCCAUGACAGACUGUCCAGGUGAAUCCAGGUGAAAGCUAUGAUCCCUUAUUGAUGUCACUUGUUAAAUCCACUUCAAUCAGUGUAGAUGAAGGGGAGGAGAGAGGUUAAAGAAGGAUUUUAAGCCUUGAGACGAUUGAGACAUGAUUUGUGUAUGUGUGACCUUCAGAGGGUGAAUGGGCAAGACAAAAGAUUUAAGUGCCUUUGAAUGGGGUAUGGUAGUAGGUGCCAGGCGCACCGGUUAGUGUUUUAAGAACUGCAACGCUGCUGGGUUUUUCAUGCUCAACAGUUUUCCGUGUGUAGCUAGAAUGGUCCACCACUAAAAGAACAUGCAGCCAACAUGACACAACUGUGGGAAGCAUUGGAGUUAACAUGGGCCAGCAUCCCUGUGGAACGCUUUCGACACAUUGUAGAGUCCAUGCCCCAACAAAUUGAGGGCAAAAGGGAGUGCAACUCAAUAUUAGGAAGAAAACAUUUUUUUUACAUUUUGCCUACCCCACUGCAGCGACCCCAACUUUGAAUACCACUUUUUUUAAAGGUUCUCUCGCUUCAAUGCUAGAAAAUCACUAGUGAAUUAAUUUAGUAGCCAAUGUCACCACAUUCAUCAACUAUGAAGUAUGCCCCAUUAAAAGUCCCUCAAUUAUACCAAAUAUGGUGUUGUAAUUUAACAAUUCCUUUACUUGUGGUAUGCAUGGCCAUUCUAUUCCUUAGUUUCAUUUUACAAAUGAAAUCAUCAUCUGGGAUCGUCAUCUGUUUUCAAAGGAUUCGAUUUCUUCUCAAAUGUCUGUUCAUUUUACCACUAGAGACCAGUCCUACGUGUUUCCAUACAAUGUGAAUACCCGUAAAAUAAAUUAUGUUUUAUGCUUUACAAGAGGUUUUACCCUGUGAGUGAAGUUGUCCUGGUUUUGCUGUGUAACUAUUCUCUGAGAAAUGUUUUCUGUACAGUGUGUUUGUUUUCGAGCUCCUAUGGAUACAGAGAGAGGAGGUAAAGAAUAAGCUGUACAGAGCUCAUUGUUAUAUCAUACAGAGGCUAUAGUGUCAAUGCCCAUAAUCCUCGUAUGGAACAUUGUCAUGAGUGUGUAAAUACAGAAUGCUCAACCAGGGUUUCCCUGUGGAGGUUCCAGGGGCUCUCUAUUUCUACAAGCCUAACCAUCAAAUUGAACUUGUGGGAACACAUCCACAUACAUUCACACAUUCAAUUAGCAGGUUUUCUAUAAUAUUUAGUUGCUAGGUCACAGAGAUUGCGUCCUAAAUGGUACCCUUUUGCGAUUACCUGCUCUGGUCAAAAGUGGUGUACGCUAUAUAGGGAAUGGGGGUGCCAUUUGGGACAUGGGGUCAGCUGGAUGAACUCCCGAGUUUAGCGAAUGGAUAGUGGGAUUCUGUGCACUCAACCUUUAUGCACGAAAACAUUCACAGACAUUAAAUCAAGCGUAGUUGAAAUAAGAUUGCCAAUUACCUUGAAGGCUAAAAGGAGUUGAAUUGGAAUGAAGAGGAAUCGUCACGUAGAAGAAGUAGCACUCCGACUUUCACUGGGAGACCUUGGGUAGGAUGGCAGGAUUUAACUGCUAUUUUAUAUGCUUUAUUUUCUUAUGUUGUCAUUUUUAUUCCACUAUAAAUACAUUUCUUAAAACAUAAA
Messenger RNA from Salvelinus fontinalis (brook trout), 8431 nucleotides. RefSeq names its product glutamate receptor, ionotropic, kainate 4 (gene grik4). The record is from RefSeq and is a predicted model, not a curated record. The transcript is spliced from 21 exons. Gene Ontology annotation, molecular function: kainate selective glutamate receptor activity; transmitter-gated monoatomic ion channel activity involved in regulation of postsynaptic membrane potential. Gene Ontology annotation, biological process: modulation of chemical synaptic transmission; monoatomic ion transport; synaptic transmission, glutamatergic. The coding region runs from base 1034 to 3949 and encodes 971 amino acids. NCBI's taxonomy places the organism in Eukaryota, Metazoa, Chordata, Actinopteri, Salmoniformes, Salmonidae. Gene Ontology annotation, cellular component: kainate selective glutamate receptor complex; presynaptic membrane; plasma membrane.